Strigops habroptila (Kakapo) is the source of this 5916-nucleotide messenger RNA. It is a transcript of the gene SMC5, whose product is annotated as structural maintenance of chromosomes 5. The coding region runs from base 1531 to 4170 and encodes 879 amino acids. The record is from RefSeq and is a predicted model, not a curated record. Gene Ontology annotation, cellular component: Smc5-Smc6 complex. NCBI's taxonomy places the organism in Eukaryota, Metazoa, Chordata, Aves, Psittaciformes, Psittacidae. Gene Ontology annotation, molecular function: ATP binding; ATP hydrolysis activity. The transcript is spliced from 24 exons. Gene Ontology annotation, biological process: double-strand break repair via homologous recombination.
UUAGUGCAGUGUCACUGCUGCGAGGCUGCGUUCCCCGCUCGUGGUCGUGUUGGCCGUUCUUCCCCGAAGUCGUUGGUUCUUAUUUAUGUCAGCCUCGGCAUGCUUUUUUUCUCCCACUUAGGUGAUUGCCAAGCAGUGAAGGAGAGGAGAGUGCAGAAGAUGUUCAUAGGGCCGCAGGGACAGGCCCUGGGAACCAUUAGAAUGAAGUGUGUUGUUAACUUUUUGCACGCGCUUUCUUCAGCUUCUGUGUAUGAAGAAUACCGUUCUGCUUGGAGCUACUAUACGUACUAGUAGAAGCCUUCAGGUCCUUUUCUGGUGGCUGGUGUGCUGAUAGAAUCAUAAAAUCAUAGAGUUGUUUGGGUUGGAAAGGACCUUGAAGAUGAUUUAAUUCCAACCCUCUUGCUGUGGGCAGGGACACCCCACUCUAGAUCAGUUUGCUCAAAGCCCUGUCCAGACUGGCCUUAAACACUUAGAGGGAUGGGGCAAUAUAGCAUAACCCUGUAACUUAACAUGUAUAACUUCCACUCAUGGGGCAUAAAUAGCUCCAUGUCAGCUUUGAAAACAGUUCUGAGUAGCGCAGUUAACAGAUGGCAAAUGAAGCUUCAAACAUAGUAGUUUAAGCCUCAGCAUUAAUGGUUCAAACACCUCUUCCAGAAGUAUGUGGAUUAUGUUACUGUCUUAACCAUUAACUACUUUGUUUCUUCUUUGGGGUUAGUGUCUCAUUUUGUCUCUGUGGUUUUGGUACAGUGCAGGAACACAAUGGAAUGGUGGAGAUCACUAUGAAUUCGGGAUGUUACUGUCAUACAAACAUUAAUGGUUUGUCUUGAGUUUGCGUGCUAGGGCUUGCUCUCUUCUUGUAGUUGCAGUAGGCAUGCUGGAUGCACACAAUGAAAGAUGUCUCACAUAAUUUAAAAAAAAUCACUGAUAAAAGGCUAAUUUUUUAGGUUCCUGUAACUCAAGAAAGCUAUUGCAUGAUGUAUCAAGAUGGAGUUCCACAGGAUUCUUGCGGAGCUUAAGACCCAAGUACAUUGUAUGGGCUAGAUGAGUGGAAUCUCCUUCUGUGACUGCAGUGCAGCAGGCAGCUGGAAUUAAAUAACAUACGACACCUGUGAAGUACAUCCAGGACCCAAUCUGAACUUGAUUGUAGGUGCUAAUGGAACAGGAAAGUCAAGCAUUGUUUGUGCCAUCUGUCUGGGGCUGGCUGGAAAGCCUUCUUUCAUAGGUCGAGCUGAUAAGGUUGGUCUCUUUGUAAAGCAGGGAUGCUUGAAAGGUGUAGUAGAAAUUGAACUGUCUAAGACACCUGAAAAUAUCAUCAUCACACGAGAGAUUCAAGUGGUGAACAACACAUCAGCAUGGUUUAUCAACAGAAAGCCAACAACCCUGAAAACAGUAGAAGAGCAGAUUGCAGCCUUAAACAUCCAGGUGGACAAUUUGUGCCAAUUUCUUCCUCAGGACAGAGUUGGAGAAUUUGCAAAACUGAGUAAGGUCGAGUUGCUUGAAGCCACUGAAAAAUCCAUCGGCCCUCCAGAAAUGUACCAAUUUCACUGUGAACUGAAAAACUUCAGAGAAAAGGAAAGAGAACUAGAGAACUUGUGCAGAGACAAAACUAACUCUUUGGAGAAGAUGAAACAGAGGGUUGAACGAUACAAACAAGAUGUUGAGAGAUACCAUGAGCGCAAGCGCCAUCUAGACUUAAUUGAGAUGCUUGAGAGGAAAAGGCCUUGGGUGGAAUAUGAAAAUGUUCGUGAACAGCAUGAGGAACUGAAACAAAUCCGAGAACAAGCCAAGGAAGAACUGAAGAAUCUAAAAGAACUGCAGUCCCCAGUGACAAAAAAAAUCCAGGAAACUGAAGAAUCUUUUAAGAGUCUGGAUAUGAAAAUAAGAGAUAAGGCUGCUGAAAUCAAAGACAUUUCUCAAAAAUGUAAACAGAAGCAAGAUGCUUUGGACAUGAAAGAUAAAAAAAUUGAAGAAAUUCAUCAGUGUUUGAGGAUGAAAAAAGAUGAAGAAAUGGACAGACAGAAGAAAAUACAGAACACUCACAAGAUGAUAGAGGACUGGAAGAAUGAGCUUAAUACAGUGGCAUGCUGUGAGAAUCUUCAGCCACAAAUUGAUGCAAUUAAUAAUGACCUGAAAAAAUUACAAGAAGAAAGGGCAAUUGUUGAUAGUGAUAUCAGUGAUCUAACAGCAGAUAAAAUGAACCAAGAGAGGGAAAAGAAAAGAAUAAUUGAUCGCCUUGGACAACUUAAUAAUGUAAUGAAUAUGAAGGAAGAGAAUCUUAAAAGGAAAUUCAAAGACACACACUCUGCUCUUAUGUGGCUAAGAGAGAAUAAAGACAAGUUUCAAAAAAGAGUUUGUGAACCCAUGAUGCUUGAAAUCAAUAUGAAAGACAACAGACAUGCUAAAUAUGUUGAAAAUCAUAUUUCGGCCAAUGACAUGGGGGCUUUCAUUUUUGAGAGCCAAGAGGAUAUGGAAAUGUUUCUUGUGGAGAUGCGUGAUCAUCAGAAAUUAAGAGUGAAUGCUGUAUGUGCACCUGCUGAGUCAUGUGCUGAAAACUUACCUUCGAGACCUAUUGAAGAGUUACACCGAUACGGAUUUUUCUCAUAUUUACGAGAGUUAUUUGAUGCUCCUCCUCCUGUGAUGAGUUAUCUUUGCUCCCAGUACCGUGUUCAUGAUGUCCCUGUGGGAACAGAGAAGACCAGAAGCAUGAUUGACAGGGUCAUACAAGAAACCAAACUUAGGCAGAUAUACACAGCAGAAGAAAAAUAUGUUGUUAAAGUAUCUGCUUAUACAAACCUACCCCUCUCUACCAACACAUUUGUGAGGGCGGCACAGUUUCUCACUAGUUCAGUGGAUACAGAUGAAAGAAGACAGUUGGAAGAGCAGCUUCAGGAUAUCAAUAAUACAUUAAAGUCAUUGGAUACGCGUUUGACUACAUCGUUGGAGAGACAGAAGCAUCUGGAACGCAAAGACAAUGAGCUCAGGCAGCAGAAGAAGGAACUCCUAGAGAAAGGAAACAGGAGGAGACAGCUGGAAUCAAAAAUUAGUGUGAAGUAUGAUAGUUUAAGACAGCUGGAACAAGAUGCUAUUGACUUAGAGGAGCAAUCUAAACAGGCAGAUGUAAAGGUCAAAGAAAUAAAUAACCAAAAAGCAAGACUUGUUACUGAAUUAAUGCAACUCAUAAAGAACUGUGUAUCACUGAACAUCCUCAAGGCAGAUUUGAUCCUUCAGAGCACUGCAGUGGCUGCUGAGAAGAUCAAACUAGAAUCAGAGUAUAAAGGUGCAAGUGGACAGCUAAAAGCCGCAGAGCAACGUUUUCGUGAACUGGAUGACAGGAAGCGAGUUCUCAUAGAGAACUGCAAGGAAUUACUGAAAAAAGCUCAACAAGUCUGCAAACUGGGUCCGGAUGAACAUCUUCCAAAAGAAUUUCAAACUGCUUUUCAGACUCUUCCGGCCACGUUGGAGGAAAUUGAUGCUUUCCUGAAUGAAGAGAAAACUAGGGCCUCCUGUUUCACGGGCCUGACUGCUUCGGUUGUUGAAGAAUAUGUUAAGCAGACACAAGAAAUAGAGCAGCUGACAGUAUAUCUAGAGGAAAAGAAAAAAGAAUUGGACAACUAUAGGCAAAACAUUUCACAGGUCAAAGAAAGGUGGCUGAAUCCUUUGAAAAAGCUGAUUGAGCAGAUUAAUGAGAAGUUCAGUAACUUCUUCAGUGCUAUGCAAUGUGUUGGUGAAGUUGAUCUUCAUGUGGAAAAUGAGGAGGAGUACGACAAGUAUGGAAUUCGCAUUAGAGUCAAAUUCCACAGUAGCACUGAACUUCAUGAAUUGACUCCAUAUCAUCAGAGUGGAGGUGAGAAGAGUGUUUCCACUAUGUUGUACCUGAUGGCUCUACAGGAACUCAACAGGUGUCCAUUCAGGGUUGUAGAUGAAAUAAAUCAGGGAAUGGAUCCAAUAAAUGAGAGAAGAGUUUUUGAAAUGGUUGUGAAAACUGCUUGUAAAGAAAGCACGUCUCAGUACUUCUUUAUUACACCAAAGCUCCUGCAGAAUCUCACUUACAAUGACAAGAUGACGGUGUUGUUUGUCUACAAUGGACCUUUUAUGUUGGAGUCAGUCAGAUGGAACUUAAAGUCUUUCCGUAGGCGGCGGCGGCGACUUGGAAGGGUAGAUAAACAGUGAUGCAGAUAUACAUAUAAAUAUAUAUAGAGAGAUAUAUAUAUAAAUGUAUUCUGGUUUUGUAGAACUUUUUGGAACAUCUGGCUUUCAAGACUUCAGAUAUUGUGAAAGAUGAGAACUGCAAAGAACUGAUUAAGAACUCUGAUUCUUAGAACUUGUGUAACAGAUUUGAAGUACAUAACUUUUUCCCCAAAAUGUGUCGUAGUGGCCUCUUUUUCCAAAGAACCUACUUUUUCUCAAUAAUAGUUUUAAAUAAAAAGGAAGUUUCUUGUAUUUUGCUCUUUUAUCAGUAAUGUAGCAUCAGAAGUACAGUUAAUUUUUAGAGGUUUUGAUAAUAGUGUUUCCUUAACACAGUAAAGUAUAUUCUCUAAAAUUUUCCUAUUGAAAUAGAAACUUUGAAUGAAGAACAUUAUUUGUAGGAAGAUAAUGAUUUGUAAAUAGAUGUGUAUUGAUUUUUGUUUUGUGAAAACAUACCUGAAGUUAAUAUAAAGAAUGUAUUAUUUUUAGAGUAAUCUGCUAUAUUAUUGUUAUUUAUUAUUUUUGCACUAAUACUCCAUUUUGUAUUCCUGGAAGGGUAAGGUCUUUAUUUUUCUUCCACAUCUCUCUCAGCAAGGAGAUUGACAAAAAGCCAGGCAUUUUUGAAGCAAUGAGCUGGUUAACUUGCAGAAGUAAAACUAGGCAAUAUGUAACUUUUUUGUUGCAUUUAUAAAGUAAAACUUCAUAUGUUUUUGAUGACAGAUGGAGAAAAUAGUCCUGCUGAUUUCACAUGUAAGUUAAAACCAGGAGGCUUUUUACAAAGGUUCAGCUGCAUUGGAGUGGUUGUAUAUGCAAUGGCUUUUCAGCAGAUAGCCAUAAAAUUCAUUAGUGGAGUUUUGGCCAUUGUUAAGCAUUUGAAAGUAGAUAUUAUCGAAGAAUGCUGAAUACCAAAAAAACCCCACAAUGCUUAAUACCAAAUUGUGAAGCGUAUGAUUUUUAAAGAAAUGGAAACUACAAUUGGUAUGUGAAAUGUAUGAAAAAAAGGAUUGAGUCCCAGGACACCGUCUGAAAAUAUGCAGCAUCCUUGUUUUCACCAGGGGAAACAGCCUUCGGUAGAACUUUAUCCAAAAUCUGGUGGCUGCUUCAUUUUGAGUGGGAGUUUUCUGAACAGCAACCUGUCAAUGAACUUUGCCAGUGGAAUUGAUACGUCAGGCUUUUUACAUUAGAAUGAGAGAAACAAAAUAGCCCCUCUGUAAAAUAUAAGCUAGGAUCUAGAAGGUUUUGGAUAUUGAAAGUUAAGUACUGCAAUUCUUGGUCUGAAUAGAUGUGCGUUAAGGGAGUAGAGAACUACACAUUCUUCUGUUGCAGACCACUGUUGAUCAAUGGAGCACUGUCUGUGAAAUGAGUUCCUGCAGUAAGUUCCAUGAGGAUUAGUGUCCACACACAAAUGUUUGACAGAAGAACUAAAAGAGUGUGCAAACUUGGGCUGUAGUCCAGGGAUUGAGUGGGCCAGCAGAGUAUCCUCAAGUUAAUUUAGGCUACAAGCCUAUCUGUUCGCUGUAUUGCAAGAUCGGGAUUUUAAAUGUGUUCUUUCAUCUUCAGAAUACGUGGCUUCUCCUAACCCUGAACUUUUAAGGUGAUUUUGGUUUUGGAUCGUUUUGGGUUUUUUUUUAAUUGAAUGAAAAUACAGACAUUCUGUUUAGUCUCUGAGGAUCACUGUAUGAAAAGUGUAAUUUGUUUUCAGUGUCUAAAUAAGUGAAACUACUUACAUGA